Molecule: messenger RNA, 1022 nt
Organism: Pseudoliparis swirei
Lineage: Eukaryota; Metazoa; Chordata; Actinopteri; Perciformes; Liparidae
Gene: mylz3
Product: myosin, light polypeptide 3, skeletal muscle
Exons: 6
Coding region: 16-546 (176 amino acids)
Cellular component (GO): myosin II complex; contractile muscle fiber
Molecular function (GO): calcium ion binding
Source: RefSeq, a predicted model, not a curated record
GAGGGGGCUUUGACAAUGGCUCGGGACUCUGUCUUUGGACUUCGGCUUCGCUUCUUCUUUUCUUUCCGCCCCUCCAGCUCCUUCUCAGCAAAAAUGACCGAGUUCUCAGCGGAGCUGGUCGAUGAGUUCAAGGAGUCCUUCGGCCUCUUCGACAGAGUCGGUGACAGCCAGGUGGGCUUCAACCAGGUGGCCGACAUCAUGCGCGCUCUGGGCCAGAACCCCACCAACAAGAGCGUGGUGAAGAUUCUGGGCAGCCCCAGCGUCGACGACAUGGCCAACAAGAGGAUCAACUUCGAGGCUUUCCUCCCCAUGCUGAAGGAGGUCGACGCCCAGCCCAAGGGCAGCUACGACGACUACGUCGAGGGUCUCCGCGUCUUCGACAAGGACGGCAACGGCACCGUCAUGGGCGCCGAGCUGCGCAUCGUGCUGUCCACCCUGGGAGAGAAGAUGAACGAGCACGAGAUUGAAGCCCUCAUGACGGGCCAGGAGGACGAGAACGGCAGCAUCCACUACGAGGCUUUCGUCAAGCACAUCAUGUCCGUGUAAGCAGGAACUGUAGCUCGCCUACAGACCGGCCCGCGGUGUUUCAGGACAUCUACGCUACGCCAAAGACCAACUAUGGAAAGACAAGGACUAUGAACAAGGGAUGUCCCAUCGUGUCGUUUAUUUAUUGUUUUUCUUACCAUUUCGUCUCAAACCCUCCUCGCUCGAGACACGCCGCCUCUCCGCCCCAAGCCCGCCACCGCUUGACCUCUAGGGUGUGUGGAGUGGGAGGGGCCUCCACUCGCCGCAUUGGGGUGAGGAACGGGGGAGCAGGGGAUGGCCGCUCUCCCAAGUGAGGGUCGAUCCCUCCCUUCCCACCGCCACCUCAUUCAGUCACGCCACCACUGGUCCCAGCAAUGCCAAAGGUGCUGGGGAAAGGUGCGUGGACAGGCCCGCCCAAACGUCUCCCACUCCCCUGAAAAGUUGUAUUUAUUGUCACUCUACUCAUUUCAGAAUAAACGUUUCCAACGUACAUCCCA